Messenger RNA from Cyprinodon variegatus (sheepshead minnow), 823 nucleotides. RefSeq lists its product as uncharacterized. Lineage: Eukaryota; Metazoa; Chordata; Actinopteri; Cyprinodontiformes; Cyprinodontidae. Gene Ontology annotation, molecular function: protein tyrosine kinase binding; MHC class II protein binding. Gene Ontology annotation, biological process: positive regulation of ERK1 and ERK2 cascade; interleukin-15-mediated signaling pathway; T cell activation. The record is from RefSeq and is a predicted model, not a curated record. The transcript is spliced from 5 exons. Gene Ontology annotation, cellular component: external side of plasma membrane; membrane raft. The annotation marks the transcript as partial.
AUGAAGCAGAGAGGAACCAUGGAGGAAUCUAGGUUGAGAGAAAUGUUUUUAUUUUUCAUCCUGAUUCUGCAGUUCACAGUGUCCUUAGGAGCUGUAGUCACAUAUGCAGAUCUCUUCAUCAUUGUCAGAGCUGGAGAGGAUGUCACUUUGUCUCCUGAAAAUGUGGCUCACAAUAAUUGUCACACCAACACCUGGUCCUACAGCAACUCUGAUAGAAAAACUGUAGAGUUGGUUAAUCAUGGACAGAUUAAAAAUACCAGAUCAGACAGACUGAGUCUUUCUGCAAACUGUUCUCUGGUUUUAAAGAAAGUCAGAGCUGAGGAUGUUGGUGUGUACAACUGCAGACAGCAAUUCCCAGGAACAAUUUCAGUUUCUGAUGCCGCCGUCCAUCUUUAUCUUGUUCAGUUUACAGAACGACAUACCCUGAGCAUGGUGUCAUUAAGCUGUUCUUUAUUGACAAAUGAAGUGUGUAAACACAGAGUGAAGUGGUUGUUUGAUGGUAACUAUGUGACUAACACAAGCCAAGAGUCGUCCUCUUCCUGCUCUGCUGUGAUCCCCCUCCAGAGGUCUCAUUACAUUUACACAUCAAGGUUUAACUUUCUCAGCUGUGAAGUGAAGACAGAAGAUGGUAAAGUUAAUACUUUUACCUUCAACUCUCAUCCAACAGGUCAAGAUGAACCAAUAACUGAAUCUGCCUUUGCUCAUUGUGAAAACCCAGUCACACCAGAACAUGCAUCAGACUGGUGGAGGUUCCUCGCUGGCUCUCUUGGUUUAGUUGCUCUGAUAGCAGCCGUCAUCAUCAUAGUUUGGACCAAAACUGAAG